GGAGUUGAGAUUGUAAAACGAGGGCAGUCAAGCCUUUUCUGUAAAACAGAAAAGCGCAUUAUUGAUGAAUCUAUGAAGGUGAAUAAUACACGUACCCUACAGCAAAUUAUAGAGGAUGUGCUCAAGGAAACU
Funneliformis mosseae is the source of this 132-nucleotide messenger RNA. Lineage: Eukaryota; Fungi; Glomeromycota; Glomeromycetes; Glomerales; Glomeraceae. The record is from the annotation of a GenBank genome assembly.